AUGGCCUCUCCUGCCAUGAAGAAGAUCUUGAGGGUUUCCAAACGCUCCCUUGUUGCAGUCUUCUUCCUCUUCACCUUGUCAUCCUCCUUCCUUUACUUCAUUUAUGUUGCUCCAGGCAUAGUAAACACUUACCUUUUCAUGAUGCAAGCUCGUGGGAUCCUCAUCCGGGAAAACAUGCGGACGAUAGGAGCCCAGGUGUAUGAGCAGGUGUUGCGUGGAACUUAUGCCCUGAGGAAUAGCAGCAGCAUUAAUGAGACAGAGUUUCCUGAUUAUUUUAACAACACUGAAUCAUUUAUUCAGACAACAACAUUCCUUCCACCAGACUUCACUUACCUCCCUCAUCAGCCGUGCCCUAAACGUCUACCCUUCAUGAAAGGUCCAGUCAAUGUGAACAUGAGUGAGGUGGAGAUGGCUGAUAUCCACAAGCAGUUUGCCAAGGAUUCCAUCAAAAUGGGAGGUCACUGGAGGCCGAGUGAUUGUAUUCCACAGUGGAAGGUGGCUAUUCUCAUUCCAUUCCGGAAUCGUCAUGAGCAUCUUCCAGUUUUGUUUAAACAUCUGAUCCCGAUGCUGCAGAGACAGCGCUUACAGUUUGCCUUCUAUGUUAUUGAGCAGACUGGGAAUCAACCAUUUAAUCGUGCAAUGCUCUUUAAUAUUGGCUUUCUAGAGGCCAUGAAGGACCUUGACUGGGACUGUUUGAUAUUUCAUGAUGUUGACCACAUUCCAGAGAAUGACCAGAAUUACUAUGGCUGCCAGAACAUGCCUCGACAUUUUGCAGCUAAGUUAGACAAAUACAUGUACCUGCUGCCCUACAAGGAGUUCUUUGGAGGUGUUAGUGGUGUGACCGUGAAGCAGUUUCGUAAUAUUAAUGGAUUCCCCAAUGCAUUCUGGGGUUGGGGCGGGGAAGAUGAUGAUCUUUGGAAUAGGGUGCACAAUGCAGGGUACACAGUGUCGCGACCAGAAGGAGAUAUUGGGAAAUACAUGUCCAUCCCCCACCACCAUCGGGGAGAAGUCCAGUUUCUUGGACGGUACGCUCUGCUCAGAAGGUCUAAAGAACGUCAGAACAUGGAUGGCCUCAAUAACUUAAAUUAUUCCCCAAAUAUCACAUAUGAUGCCCUGUAUAAGAACAUCACUGUAGAUCUAAGCCUUGAGUUAGCUGUGGUGAGUGAUUACUGAGAUUGGUCAGGACCUCGCUGCUUUGUCCUCUCCAUCACUACAGGAUGUGUGUGAAAGAUUAGGACACCAUGGUGAGCAAGGAUCCCCAGACCUUGGACAGUCUCAGGAUCAAGUCCUUCAUUUUAUGAAGGCCCCAGAACAGACAAUUUUAUGUACAGAGAAAAAUACACUCCCCGUCGCUGUUUACAUGGAUGUCAAGCUGCUUUUUCUUCAAGAUGUCUGGUGACAGCAGACAGUAUUAGGGGGUCUGCAUCCAUUUCAUACAACUACAUGUAGCUCUUUGAAGGUCAAUUAAUAUCUUCUUAUUUGGUUUAAAUUGUAGGGAUUGGUUCAUUAUGUAAUUACUGGGGUUGAUAGGGAACCCCAUAUAUUCCUCAAUGUGAAGGCUCCUUCCGCCAGUGCUGACUGUUAUGUAUUAAAGUGCUGGUGCUGACCCCAGUUUUCCGUUUGUUGCCCCCUUCAUUAUCCAUUGUAGGGUUUGGCUUCUCCAUUAGACUGUCAACCACCAGGGGAU
Bufo bufo (common toad) is the source of this 1687-nucleotide messenger RNA. It is a transcript of the gene B4GALT5, whose product is annotated as beta-1,4-galactosyltransferase 5. Gene Ontology annotation, molecular function: UDP-galactose:glucosylceramide beta-1,4-galactosyltransferase activity. The transcript is spliced from 9 exons. The coding region runs from base 1 to 1173 and encodes 390 amino acids. Lineage: Eukaryota; Metazoa; Chordata; Amphibia; Anura; Bufonidae. The record is from RefSeq and is a predicted model, not a curated record. Gene Ontology annotation, biological process: glycoprotein biosynthetic process; carbohydrate metabolic process.